Messenger RNA from Coregonus sp. 'balchen', 30486 nucleotides. The record is from the annotation of a GenBank genome assembly. Lineage: Eukaryota; Metazoa; Chordata; Actinopteri; Salmoniformes; Salmonidae.
AUGGUCAUCAAUGUAAAGGAUGAGGUGUUGUGUGUGAUGGGUAGAGGUAAAGAGAAGUCUAUGUGAGCAGAGCAGGUUCAGCGUCUCGCAAAGUUAACCAGGCAUGCUUAUAGGCCACAUUCUCCAGGCCAGAGCCAUAGUUAUUAAGUGCUAGGAAGCCCAGAAAAGCACGUUUCCACCUCUCUGAAUGCAUAUUUUUUACACUGCCGAAAUUGCAGGGCACAGGUUCACCAAUUCUUUUAAAAGCCCAGCUUUUUAACUAUUUAUGAGAUGAGAACUUUUCCUGGGUCAACACUGUGUUAUCUCGGCCCUCAUUGUGCAGAAUAUUCCAGUCACACAAUGUGCUGCUGCAGACAGUAACACUUCAUGCAACCUAGAGCACAUUGUUUCCGCCUGCAGCCAAGUGUGCAUGUGUCCAUGUGUAUCCAUGUGUAUGGACAGUAUAUGAGUGGAGGAUGGGGGUGAGGUGCAAGUGUUGGCUGCAUCUGAUCAUUUUGUACCCUGACAGAAUCUCUAGAAUAGAUGAUAAUUGGUGUGUUCCCAUUAACUAUAGCUACCCUCAGUCACCUCCUCAUGGUCGGAAUAAUGGCACCGGAGGGGAUGGCUGCCGAUUUACGGGCUCCUAACCAACUGUGCUAUUUAGUUUUUUUGCAUUGUUUUAACUCAUUUUGUAUAUAAUGUUGCUGCUACCGUCUCUUAUGACCGAAAAGAGCUUCUGGACAUCAGAACAGCGAUUACUCACCUCGAACUGAAAGAAGAUUCUUUCUUUAAUGAGUCCAACGCAAAGACAAGGCCAAAAUCCCUGUCAUCAGCGUGACGAAAAGACGGAGGAAAAGGGGGAGGAGGCCUUGUAAGAAUUUGCCCACGAGUAGGUAAACUACCACUACCCUCCGUAUUAUUGGCCAACGUGCAAUCAUUGGAAAACAAACUGGACGAUCUAUGAUUAAGACUAUCCUACCAACGUGUCAACGUCUGGGUGAAGUGGUGAAAUGGAAUCAAGCGCAGGACACAGAACUGAGAAAUGAAUGGAUUUACUAAAACAAAAGUAAACCAUACAAACCCUCCACGCAGGGAAGAGCAGAACAACAGCUCACCAGACAACGUAAAACAACGGACAAUCACGCACAGACCCAGGAGAGAAAACAAAGAUAAUUAUAGGGAAACAAAUAAGCAUAAUGGGUAACAGGUGUGAAUAAUAAAGACAAGACUAGUGUAACACAGAAACAUCGAUCGGUGGCAGCUAGUACUCCGGUGACGACGAACGCCGAAGCCUGCCCGAGCAAGGAGGAGGGGCAGCCUCGGCUGUAUUAGUGACAGUACCCCCCCCACCCCCCGACGCGCGGCUCCAGCCGUGCGUCGACACCGGCCUCGGGGACCGCCAGGAGGACGCGGAGCAGGGAGAGUCGGAUGACGACGAUGGAAAUCCCUUAACAAGGAGGGGUCGAGGAUGUCCCUCCUGGGAACCCAGCUCCGUUCCUCCGGACCGUACCCCUCGCACUCCACGAGAUACUGCAGGCCUCCCACCCGACGCCUCAAAUCCAGAAUGGAACGGACCGAGUACGCCGGUGCCCCCUCGAUGUCCAAUGGGGGCAGAGGAACCUCCCGCACCUCAGACUCCUGGAGCGGACCAGCUACCACCGGCCUGAGGAGAGACACAUGGAACGAGGGGUUAAUACGAUAAUCAGGGGGGAGUUGUAACCUAUAACAAACCUUGUUCAACCUCCUCAGGACUUUAAAGGGCCCAACAAACCGCCGACCCAGCUUCCGGCAGGGCAGGCGAAGGGGCAGGUUUCGGGUCAAGAGCCAGACCCGGUCCCCCGGUGCAUACACCGGAGCCUCACUGCGGUGGCGGUCGGCACUCGCCUUCUGUCUCCUGAUAGCCCUUUGCAGGCGUACAUGGGCAGCGUUCCAUGUCUCCUCCGAGCGCCGAAACCAUUCAUCCACCGCAGGUGCCUCGAUCUGGUUCUGAUGCCAUGGUGCCAGGACCGGCUCGUAACCUAGUACACACUGAAAGGGAGACAGGUCAGUGGAGGAGUGGCGGAGGGAAUUUUAUGCCAUCUCUGCCCAGGGGAUGUAAACUGACCAAUCCCCCUGGCGCUCCUGGCAAUAUGACCUCAGAAAUCUACCCACAUCCUGGUUUACUCUCUCCACCUGCCCAUUACUCUCGGGGUGAAAACCUGACGUCAGGCUGACCGAGACCCCCAGAUGGUCCAUGAACGCUUUCCAGACCCUUGAUGUAAACUGGGGACCCCGAUCAGACACUAUCUUCAGGUACCCUGUAGUGCCGGAAGAUGUGUGUAAACAGGGCCUCCGCGGUCUGUAGGGCAGUAGGGAGACCGGGAAAGGAAUGAGACGACAGGACUUAAAAAACGGAGGAAGAUCCGUAACAAAGUCCACCGAUAGGGCAGGUGUCUAGGUGACUUGCACUGGGCGCACACCGAACAGGAAGAAACAUAAACCCUCACGUCCUGAGCUAAGGUAGGCCACCAGUCCUUCCCACUAAGACAGCGCACUGUCCGACCGAUGUCAGGAUAGCCAGAAGAGGGUGACGUGUGAGCCCAAUAGAUCAAAAGACAGAGUGUAUGCCUUAGCAUUCUGGGAACCUGGUCUGUACAAUAGACACGUGAACACAAAACACGUGAAAAACAUGGCCCACCUUGCCUGAUGAGGGUUCAGUCUCCUCGCUGCCCGUAUGUACUCCAGAUUGCGGUGGUCAGUCAAAAUGAGAAAAGGGUGUUUUGCCCCCUCAAGCUAAUGUCUCCACACCUUAAGAUCUUUCACUACAGCUAACAGCUCCCGGUCCCCCACAUCAUAGUUUUGCUCUGCCGGGCUGAGCUUCUUCGAAAAUAAAGCACAGGGGCGGAGUUUGGGAGGCGUACCCAAGCGCUGAGACAGUACAGCUCCUAUCACAGCCUCGGACGUGUCCACCUCGACCGUGAAUUGCAAGGAAGGAUCCGGAUGAGCCAGCAUGGGAGCCGAGGUGAACAGCGCCUUCAACUGACCAAAAGCCCUGUCCGCCUCAGCUGACCACUGCAGGCGCACCGGUCUGCCCUUCAGCAAAGAGGUUAUGGGAGCUGCUACCUGGCCAAAGCCCCGGAUAAAUCUCCGGUAGUAGUUGGAAAACCCCAAAAAUCGCUGCACCUCCUUUACCGUGGUAGGAGUCGGCCAAUUACACACGGCUGAAAUGUGGUCAGACUCCAUCUCGACCCCUGACUCUGACAGGCGGUAUCCUAAGAAAGAAACGGUCUGUUUGAAGAACAGACAUUUCUCAGCCUUAACGUACAGGUCAUGCUCCAACAGUCUACCAAGCACCUUGCGCACCAGGGACACAUGUUCGUUGCGUGUAGCGGAGUAGAUGAGAAUAUAAUCUAUAUACACCACUACACCCUGUCCGUGUAGAUCCCUAAAAAUCUCAUCGACAAAGGAUUGAAAGACUGAGGGAGCAUUCAUCAACCCGUACGGCAUGACGAGGUACUCAUAGUGACCAGAGGUGGUACUAAAUGCCGUCUUCCACUCGUCCCCUUCCCGGAUACGGACCAGAUUGUACGCGCUCCUGAGGUCCAAUUUUGUGAAGAAGCACGCCCCGUGCAAUGACUCCGUCAUACUAGCUAUGAGAGGUAGAGGAUAGCUGUAUUUUACGGUUAUCUGAUUUAGACCUUGAUAGUCAAUGCACGGGUGUAAACCUCCAUCCUUCUUCUUCACAAAAAAGAAACUUGAGGAGGCAGGGGAAGUGGAGGGCCGAAUGUAUCCCUGUCCCAGAGAUUCGGUGACAUAUGUCUCCAUAGCCACCGUCUCCUCCUGUGACAGAGGAUACACGUGACUCCUGGGAAGUGCAGCGCCCUCCCGGAGAUCUAUCGCACAAUCCCCUCGUCGAUUCCAAAUCGGCAUAUUCUGAGGGAAUGUGCAUUGUGGAGACAUGGUUUGGACUCUCCACCGUAGUUGCCCCUACGGAAACACCUACACACUUUCCCGAGCACUGAGGUGACCAUCCCUUAAGAGCCCUCUGUUGCCACGAAAUCCUGGGGUCAUGGGUGGCUAGCCAGGGAAGCCCCAGCACCACGGGAAAUGCAGGAGAAUCGAUAAGGAAGAGACUAAUUCUCUCCUCAUGACCCCCCUGCGUCUCCAUCCGGAGUGGAACUGUGACCUCCCUAACCAUACCCGACCCUAAAGGGUGACUAUCUAGGGCACGUAUGGGGAAGGGCACAUCUACAGGCAAUAUAGGAAUCCCUAAUUUAUGCGCAACCAGCCUAUCCAUAAAAUUCCCAGCUGCGCCGGAAUCUACGAGCACCUUAUGCUGGGAAUGUGGGGAAAACCCAGGGAAAUGUACAUUGACCAUCAUUUAGAGCGUCUGCUAAAUGACUAAAAUGUAAAUGUAAAUGUAAAUGUGAGCAACAGGGAGCUCUGGGUGAGUUGGGUGCAUACUCACCUGGGAUGGUCCACCAGGGCCCUGCCUGCUGCCUCGAUUCCAUCAGGGUCCUCUCCUGCACCGGCCCGCAGUGUGUCCUCUGCGGCCACAGUUGGUGCAGGAGACCACCCCCUUGCCGGGUCUCUCCACAUCAGCACCUCCAAGCUCCAUAGGAGUGGAGUCGGAAGUGCUGGGGGAUGGACUGGACGGACCCUGAUCUGGACGUCCGCGGGUGGCCAACAGGUUAUCCAGCCGGAUCGAUAAAUCUACCAGCUGGUCCAGGUUUCGUGUCCCUGCAGGCCAGCUCCCUACGAACGUCCUCCCGUAGACUGCAUCGGUAGUGGUCAAUCAGGGCUCUCUCUUUCCAUCCCGCGCUGGCUGCCAGUGUCCUGAAAUCCAGGGCGAAGUCCUGUGCGCUCCUCCUUCCCUGUCUGAGGUGAAACAGACGCUCCCCCGCCGCUCUCCCCUCCGGCGGAUGAUCAAAUACUGCCUGGAAAUGGCGGGUAAAAUCCAGUGUAACGUACGGAUUCAGCGUCUAUUCCACCCCACUCCGCGUUGGCCCAUUCCAGCGCUCUGCCCGACAGACAGGAGAUGAGGGCGGACAAGCUCUCGUAUCCCGAGGGAGCCGGGUGGAUGGUUGCCAGGUAGAGCUCCACCUGGAGCAGGAAACCCUUACACCCGGCAGCUGUCCCAUCAUAUUCCCUCGGGAGCGAGAGCCGAAUUCCACUGGAUCCAGGAUUUGAUGGUCUUGAUGGGGGAGAAAUCGGAGGAGGAGGAAGUGUAGGAAACCCACCUCUCUCCCAUCGAUCCAUGGUGUUCACCACUCGAUCCAUAGCCGAACAUAGAGUCUACAGCAUGGUUGAGUGCUGCUGGAUGCGUUCCUCUACCGAGGCGCUGGGAUCGAACGUGCCUGCUGACUCCAUAGAUGGUGCGUGAUUCUGUCAACGUCUGGGUGAAGUGGUGAAACGGAAACAGGCACAGGACACAGAACUGAGAAAUGAAUGGAUUUACUAAAACAAAAGUAAACCAUAACAAACUGUCACGAUUGUUUAUGGAAGAUACGGACCAAGGCGCAGCGUGAUAAGCGUACAUUUUAUUACGUACUUAACACGACACAAAACAACAAACAAACGAUACGUGAAGUCCUAGGUUACACAAAACAAACCUUAACGGAACAAGAUCCCACACCGACUAGUGCCAAACAGGCUGCCUAAGUAUGGUCCCCAAUCAGAGACAACGAGAUACAGCUGCCUCUGAUUGGGAACCACCCUGGCCAACAUAGAUCUACAUGAUCUAGAAAACACAACAUAGAAAAUAUGAUCUAGAAACUCCACACCCUGGCUCAACAUUUAAGAGUCCCCAGAGCCAGGGCGUGACACAAACCCUCCACGCAGGGAAGAGCAGAACAACAGCUCACCAAACUAUGUAAAACAACGGACAAUCACGCACAGACCCAGGAGGGAAAACAGAGGUAAUUAUAGGGAAACAAAUAAACAUAAUGGAUAAUAGGUGUGAAUAAUAAAGACAAGACUAGUGUAACACAGAAACAUCGAUCGGUGGCAGCUAGUACUCCGGUGACGACGAACGCCGAAGCCUGCCCGAGCAAGGAGGAGGGGCAGCCUCGGCUGUAUUCGUGACACAACGGGACAUUAAAAACGGUAAUAUCUUAUGUUUCACGUGGCUGAACGACGACACAUGAUAAUAUAGAGCUGGCUGGCUUCUCCGUGCAUCGGCAGGACAGAGCAGCUACAUCUGGUAAGACGAGGGGCGGGGGUGUGUGUCUAUUUGUCAAUAACUGCUGGUGCGCAAUGUCUAAUAUUAAAGAAGUCUCGAGGUAUUGCUCGCCUGAUGUAGAAUAUCUCAUGAUAAGCUGUAGACCACACUAUCUACCAAGAGAGUUCUCAUCUAUAUUAUUCGUAGCCGUCUAUUUACCACCACAAACCGAUGUUGGCACCAAGACCGCACUCAACGAGCUGUAUAAGGUCAUAAGCAAACAAGAAAAUGCUCAUCCAGAAGCGGCGUCCUAGUGGCCGGGAACUUUAAUGCAGGUAAACUAAAAUCAGUUUUUUCCUCAUUUCUACCAGCAUGUCACAUGUGCAACCAGAGGGGAAAAAACUCUAGAACACCUUUACUCCACACACAGAGACGCAUACAUAGCUCUCCCUCGCCAUCCAUUUGGCAAUCUGACCAUAAUUCUAUCCUCCUGAUUCCUGCUUACAAGCAAAAACUAAAGCAGGAAGUACCAGUGACUCGCUCAAUACGGAAGUGGUUAGAUGACGCGGAUGCUACGCUACAGGACUGUUUUGCUAGAACAGACUGGAAUAUGUUCCGGGAUUCAUCCAAUGGCAUUGAGGAGUAUACCACCUCAGUCACCGGCUUCAUCAAUAAGUGCAUUGACAACGUCGUCCCCACAGUGACCGUACGUACAUUUCCCAACCAGAAGCCAUGGAUUACAGACAACAUCCGCACCGAGCUAAAGGCUAGAGCUGCCGCUUUCAAGGAGCGGGACACUAAUCCAGACGCUUAUAAGAAAUCCCGCUAUGCCCUCAGACGAACCAUUAAACAGGCAAAGCAUCAAUACAGGACUAAGAUUGAAUCCUACUACACCGACUCUGACGCUCGUCGGAUGUGGCAGGGCUUGAAAACUAUUACUGACUACAAAGGGAAAACCAGUCGCAAGCUGUCCAGUGACGCGAGCCUACCAGACGAGCUAAAUGCCUUUUAUGCUUGCGUCGAGGCAAGCAACACUGAAGCAUGCAGGAGCGCACCAGCUGUUCCAGACAACUGUGUGAUCACGCUCUCUGUAGCCGAUGUGAGCAAGACCUUUAAACAGGUCAGCAUUCACAAAGCCGUGGGGCCAGACGGAUUACCAGGACGUGUACUCAAAGCAUGUGCGGACCAACUGGCAAGUGUCUUCACUGACAUUUCAACUUCUCCCUGACCGAGUCUGUAAUACCUACAUGUUUCAACCAGACCACCAUAGUCCCUGUGCCCAAGAAAUCGAAGGUAACCUGCCAAAUAACUACCGUCCCGUAUUACUCACAUCGGUAGCCAUGAAGUGCUUUGAAAGGCUGUCCUUGGCUCACAUCAACACCAUCAUGCCGGAAACCCUAGACCCACUCCAAUUCGCAUACCACUCCAACAGAUCCACAGAUGAUGCAAUCUCAAUCGCACUCCACACUGCCCUUUCCCACCUGGACAAAAGGAAUACCUAUGUGAGAACGUUCAACACCAUAGUUCCCACAAAGCUCAUCACUAACUAAGGACCUUGGGACUAAACACCUCCCUCUGCAACUGGAUCCCGGACUUCCUGACGGGCCGCCCCCCAGGUGGUAAGGGUAGGCAACAACACAUCUGGCACACUGAUCCUCAACACUGGGGCCCCUCAGGGGUGGGUGCUUAGUCCCCUCCUGUACUCCCUGUUCACCCAUGACUGCGUGGCCAAGCACGACUCCAACACCAUCAUUACGUUUGCUGAUGACACAACAGUGGUAGGCCUGAUCACCGACAACGAUGAGACAGCCUAUAGGGAGGAGGUCAGAGAUCUGGCAGUGUGGUGCCAGGACAACAACCUCUCCCUCAAUGUGCGCAAGACAAAGGAGCUGAUCGUGGACUAUAGGAAAAGGAGGGCUGAACAGGCCCCCAUUAACAUUGACGGGACUGAAGUGGAGCUGGUUGAGAGUUUCAAGUUCCUUGGUUUCCACCAACGAUCUGUCAUGGUCCAAACACACCAAGACAACACCUUUUCCCCCACAGGAGACUGAAAUGAUUUGGCAUGGGUCCCCAGAUCCUCAAAAGUUCUACAGCUGCACCAUCGAGAGCAUCCUGACUGGUUGCAUCACCGCCUUGUAUGGCAACUGCUCGGCAUCUGACGUAAGGCGCUACAGAGGGUAGUGCGUAUGGCCCAGUACAUCACUGGUGCCAAGCUUCUUGACAUCCAGGAUCUAUAUACUAGGCAGAGGAAGGGCCAUAAAAUUGUAAAAGACUCCAGUCACCCAAGUCAUAGACUGUUCUCUCUGUUACCGCAUCACAAGCGGUACCGGAGCGCCAAGUCUAGGACCAAAAGGCUACUUAACAGCUUCUACCCCCAAGCCAUAAGAAUGCUGAACAAUUAAUCAAAUGGCCACCCGGACUAUUUACAUAAAAGACACCUGUCCACAGAAGCAAUCAAUCAAUCAGAUUCCAAACUCUCCACCAUGGCCAAGACCAAAGAGCUCUCCAAGGAUGUCAGGGACAAGAUUGUAGACCUACACAAGGCUGGAAUGGGCUACAAGACCAUCGCUAAGCAGCUUGGUGAGAAGGUGACAACAGUUGGUGCGAUUAUUCGCAAAUGGAAGAAACACAAAAUAACUGUCAAUCUCCCUCGGCCUGGGGCUCCAUGCAAGAUCUCACCUCGUGGAGUUGCAAUGAUCAUGAGAACGGUGAGGAAUCAGCCCAGAACUACACGGGAGGAUCUUGUUAAUGAUCUCAAGGCAGCUGGGACCAUAGUCACCAAGAAACAAUUGGUAACACACUACGCCGUGAAGGACUGAACUCCUGCAGCGCCCGCAAGGUCCCCCUGCUCAAGAAGGCACAUAUACAGGCCUGUCUGAAGUUUGCCAAUGAACAUCUGAAUGAUUCAGAGGAGAACUGGGCGAAAGUGUUGUGGUCAGAUGAGACCAAAAUCGAGCUCUUUGGCAUCAACUCAACUCGCUGUGUUUGGAGAAGGAGGAAUGCUGCCUAUGACCCCAAGAACCCCAUCCCCACUGUCAAACAUGGAGGUGUAAACAUUAUGCUUUGGGGGUGUUUUUCUGCUAAGGGGACAGGACAACUUCACCGCAUCAAAAGGACGAUGGAUGGGGCCAUGUACCGUCAAAUUUUGGGUGAGAACCUAGGUAUUCCAGCAUGACAAUGACCCAAAACACACGGCCAAGGCAACAAAGGAGUGGCUCAAGAAGAGCACAUUAAGGUCCUGGAGUGGCCUAGCCUUAAUCCCAUAGAAAAUCUGUGGAGGGAGCUGAAGGUUUGAGUUGCCAAACGUCAGGCUCGAAACCUUAAUGACUUGGAGAAGAUCUGCAAAGAGGAGUGGGACAAAAUCCCUCCUGAGAUGUGUGCAAACCUUGUGGCCAACUACAAGAAAUGUCUGACCUCUGUGAUUGCCAACAAGGGUUUUGCCACCAAGUACUAAGUCAUGUUUUGCAGAGGGGUCAAAUACUUAUUUCCCUCAUUAAAAUGCAAAUCAAUUUAUAACAUUUUUGACAUGCGUUUUUCUGGAUUUGUUUGUUGUUCUUCUGUCUCUCACUGUUCAAAUAAACCUACCAUUAAAAUUAUAGACUGAUCAUAAUAAUAAUAAUGAUAUGCCAUUUAGCAGACGCUUUUAUCCAAAGCGACUUACAGUCAUGCGUGCAUACAUUUUUCAUGUCUUUGUCAGUGGGCAAACGUACAAAAUCAGCAGGGGAUCAAAUACUUUUUUCCCUCACUGUACAUACACAGCAGUUAGGACAGCUUUUCCCAAACUAGGGUCGCGAGAGAAACUCUGAAAUAAACAUAAAAAAUUGUGCUUGGUUCAUAGAUCUGGGUUUACAUCAGUAGCCUCCAGUAGCCACUAAAUACGGUUGUAAUUAACAGAGUGGUUUCAGUUUUCUUCCUACAAAUGUGGCUCUAUCUUUUGAAUGGUUUAAGCUACAAAAUAUUAUGACAUCACUGAAAGACUGAAAACUGUUUCCCUGUACCUGCCCACAAGCUGCACAGGACUCAUUAGAACAGAGUAGACAAGACCAGGCCCUGAUCUUCUGAACUUCCCAAUACCUUUCUGAUGCAUUUCAUUUACUUCAAGCCAUAAUUCCUUCAGAUUUAAAUACUGUCAAAAGUACCGGCAGACUGAUUUGUAAUAGACUGUCAUAGCCCCAAAAUAGUAAAAAAGUAUACAUUGGCUGUUGAUUACAUCACUUUUUUUACAUGGUGUGGUCACAAAACAUUUUUGAUAUCAAAAUGGGUCGCGGGCCAAAAAGGUUUGGGAAUACCUGAGUUUGGAUCACAUAGUAACUGAAUACUUUAACAGUUUAUGCUCAACACUUAACAACACUGUGUUGAGCAUAAACUGUUAAAGUCCUCUGUAGCUCAGCUGGUAGAGCACGGCGCUUCUAACGCCAAGGUAGUGGGUUCGAUCCCCGGGACCACCCAUACACAAAAAAAUUAAAUAAAAUGUAUGCACGCAUGACUGUAAGUCGCUUUGGAUAAAAGUGUCUGCUAAAUGGUAUAUUAUUAUUUUAUCCAAUGACAAUAGGACAGGCAUUUAUACUGAACAAAAAUAUAAACACAACAUGCAACAAUUUCAAAGAUUUUAUUGAGUUACAGUUCAUAUAAGAAAAUAAGUCAAUUGAAAUAAAUAAAUUAGGCCCUAAUCUAUGGAUUUCACAUGACUGGGAAUACAGAUAUGCAUCUGUUGGUCACAAAUACCUUUAAAAAAAAGUUGGGGCGGGGAUCAGAAAACUAGUCAGUAUCGGGUGUGACCACCAUUUGCAGGGCAACACAUCUCCUUUGCAUAGAGUUGAUCAGGCUGUUGAUUGUGGCCUGUGGAAUAUUGUCCCACAACUCUUAAAUGGCUUUGUGAAGUUGCUGGAUAUUGAUGGGGACUGGAACACGCUGUCGUACACGUCGAUCCAGAGCAUCCCAAACAUGCUCAAUGGGUGACAUGUCUGGUAUGCAGGCCAUGAAAGAACUGGGAAAUGUUCAGCUUCCAGGAAUUGUGUACAGAUCCUUGCAACAUGGGGCCCACCGCCACAAUGGGGCAGUCUGUUCGCCCACACGACGCCAUACAAGUGGUCUGCGGUUGUGAGGCCGGUUGGACGUACUGCCAAAUUCUCUGAAAUGACUUUGGAGGUGGCUUAUGGUAGAGAAAUGAACAUUCAAUUCUCUGGCAACAGCUCUGGUGGACAUUUCUGCAGUCAGCAUGCCAAUUGCACGCUCCCUCAAACUUGAGACAUCUGUGGCAUUGUGUUGUGUGACAAAACUGCACAUUUUAGAGUGGCAUUUUAUUGUCCCCAGCACAAGGUUCACCUGUGUAAUGAUCAUGCUGUUUAAUCAGCUUCUUGAUAUGCCACACCUGUCAGGUGGAUGGAUUAUUUUGCGAAAGGAGAAAUGCUCAAUAACAGGGAUGUGAACAAAUUUGUGCACAAAAUUUGAGAUAAAUAAGCUUUUUCUGCAUAUGGAAAAUAUUUUAUUUCGGCGCAUGAAACAUGGGACCAACACUUUACAUGUUGCGUUUAUAUUUUUGUUCAGUAUAAACGGCACACAUUUAAACGGCACACAGGCAUUUAAACGGCACACAGUGCAGUACUCUUUCUAGGAAAACUGUUAAGGGCCUGUAUGAAAAAUUUAUACACUCACUAACUGUAAGUCGCUCUGGAUAAAAUGUAAAAAUGUAAAGAAGUGAGAGAGCAUUUCCAUCCAAGCAUGUGUGCCAGGGAAAGUUGGUGAAGUGUGUGUGUUAGUGAGUGUCUGUUAGUGUGUGUGUGUGUGCGUGUGCAUGUGCGUUUGUACGUGUGUGUGUGUGCGCACGUGCAUGUGCACGUGAUAGGCGGAGCUCCUGUGUGAGCUCUUGUGAAGUGAAAGGUUAAAUGGAGUGUAUUGCUGCAUCUUACUCCCUGUUGGGAAGCAGCAUACUGUAUGUCCUUAUUCUAAUUAGAGACGUUGACAGAGAGGCUCAGACAAACAAACAUAGCCCACAGGAACCAUCUGUGCCCGCAAGCACAGCUCUGAUGGUGGUUGAACCCAAUGAUGAAGUAACCCAUAAUGACAACGCAAACACUUGGUAGGCAACAGACACGUCCUGCAAUCUGGCCUCAACAUGGCAGGAGCUUCAUUGUGGUGUGUGUGUAUGUGUGUGUGUGUGUGCAUGCAUGUGUCCCAGGUGGAAGUUCCUGACAGAGAGACCAUUAAUGUGAGUCAGUCUCCCCUGCUAAGCUGUGUGCUAUCAGCUGAGUAAAGCCUACCAGUCCUGUAAGUCCUGGCUCCAAGCAGCCAUCCCGUGCCAGGCUGAGGAGGGUUGGGGCUCUCCUGUCCUGACUCAGCCUAGUACAGUAACACAGUCUACAGUAUGUCUGGACAACAGUGAUUCCGAUGGAACUUACUGUAUUCUCUAGCUGACUUCAUUGUACUUGAAUGUUAGCUGCACCUCUGUUCCUGAAAAUGGUGGCGUUGUUUACAGAGUUCAGGAAAUCCCAUAUUUACUGCUGUAUGAAUAUUGUUACUUCGUUAACACCUCUGCCAAGGCCAAUUAUCUCCCUGAUCCCUGCCUUACAUUCCAUUUAGAGAUGUUUUGGAUGUGAAUGAAAAUUUUAGCUAGUAAUAUAACUACAACUGUGACUUUGCAGGAGAGAUGUGUGGCUUCAUGAUAACCUCCAGAAUCUCACUGGGAGUUUAUACUGUUCUCACAUCUCCAGUGUUCCCACCGUCACAUCAGUCACAGGGCUGUGAGCUUCCUCCUCCAGACCUGCUUUUGCUUUUGGGGGAGAAUGUUCUGUGAGUUAUACUUCUGUGGCUUUCAAAUCAAAUACUUCUGAUUCCACUCAUAUUCUGUCACUUUUACGGCUCCUUAUCCUUUCAGCACUCAAUCUACCAAACACACACACGUACACAGAUACACACAAACAAACAAAUGCAUGCAGACAUGCACACCCACAACGACUUAAAGCACUUGCAAUUGAUUGAAAACCAAAAGUAUAAACAAUUGAAUCCAUGCUUUCAGCAACGGGAAGUAGAGGAGGACUUGGAAAACAACGCAGAAAGUAACUUUAAAAACCGAGUCGAUUCCGGAGGACAGAGAGAAUGCCUUCCUAGUGCUGAAUUAUACAUUAGGGAGUGGAGCAGCCUAUCUUUUGUACAUGACUGGUUUCUGGGAAAGAUAAUCCCUUUCUCACUGGACUGUGGCUGACUCUCUCCCCCAUGUAGAAUAUGGCUAAGUGGCAGGGUCUGAGUUUGUCUCACUCUGUGGACUGGAUGUGCCAUGAAGACCACAGUGGCCAGACCAGAUUGGCCAUUUCUUGUUUUUACACUAACAAUUGUAUUACAAUGCAUUUAGGGCCAGGAGUUUUUCCAGAUCAUGGGACCUGGCCAGAACAAAUCUGGGCCCUAGUUAUAAUCACAACUAAGGCCUAGUCUUUCCUGGUCAGAUCACACAGUCAGGAAAAACUUAAUGUAUACCAGAAAUCGUGGAGAACAUAUGACCUCCAUCACUGGGCUGGUCUGGUCUCUCCAACAGUGAGUCCAUGGGGAGCUCCAGGGAGAGAUCCAUUACAGCCUCGUCCACAUAGUUAGGAUUCCAGGGUGAGGUUAUCCUGAGAAACUGGGUUCCCUAUGGAGGAGCAACAUCUGCAUGUUGCCUUUUCCCCUACAUUUCCACCCACCAUUCCAAACAUAUGGGCAGUGCUCCUCUUGAGUAUUGUUCAUACAGCUUAGUGAUUACAGUAAUACUGAAUGUGUAAAGCCUUUCCUUCUUGUACACAACUAUUUCUGAAUGUAUCAGUAAUGCAUACUGUACUGUAUGGUGUCAGGCAACAGUAUGUGCCUCCUGCUGUGCUACUGGUGUAAAUAUCUCCCAGUGUUCCUCCCCCCUCCACGCUCACGGAGUCUCACAGUCACAUUCAGUGAGCCGUGCCUUAAGCGGAAAAGACAGAGGAGACAUGUCAUUUCCAACCCCCUUGCAGAAGAUAAGGCACUGACUGUCAUACGUCUUGCAGUUGAUUGGGGUUGAGAAACCCAGGUCAGAUCUAUCUCUCUCCCACACACACAUCACCCACCUAUUUACACCCCCCCACCUUUCUGCACAUACUAUCUGUGUCCCCCUGAGAGACACUCAAUGUGACACACACACACACAACACACACACACAACACACUCACUCCGUCCUUGGAUCUCACCCACAGCUGGAGAGAAAUCAGAUCAGCAUGAGUGGGCACUCCAUGUUCCGUGAGAGCACUCCUCUCUCUGCUGACGGAUGGAUGAGAGAGAAAGAGAGAGAGAGAGAGAGAGAGAGAGAGAGAGAGAGAGAGAGAGAGAGAGAGAGAGAGAGAAUGAUGGCUCAGUGACAGAGUGGGUACAGGUGAGGGACAUCCACACGCCAGCCUCAGUAUCUGUGCUUACAUUCCAUUUUGGUCCCGCUCCAAGACUCCACUCAGAGGAAAAGGGUUGCAGGGACUCUGGCUUAAGUGCUCGAUUUGUAGCUGUCGGAAGUACAUUGUGUUUUCCCCUCAGUCCAGAGAAGAUCACAGAGGACCCAGGUGUUUCUCUUUCCUCUAGCUCUCUCUUUCAGGACAGGUCUCUCAAAGGGCUGAGUUACAGUACAGUGUACAGGGACAUUUGAUGAAGGUCCGGUCCCCUGACGUCUUCCCAGGAAAUAUCUUUCUCUCGCUCUCUCUCUCUCGCUCUCUCUGCUAAGGUUUGUGGGCUCAUAUGAUAAGCAGCACACAUCACAUUUGCCGAUUCCCACGAGAAUACCAUGUGACAAAUGGUGUCUAGGAACAGCAGCUCGACUGCCAAAGCAACAACACACCCCCUCCCAAACCAUAGCUCAUCUCAUUCACCUCCAGACUGUACACACAAAGUGGUAUCCUCUCUCCAGGGUAGCAGCAGCAGCCAGUCGGACCCAGACAGACACAGAAAGGCUGGGGAGUCCUGGGGGGGGGGGGGGGGGGGGGGGGGCUCUGGGCUGGCUGGCGGUUGGCAGUGUGUGAGGUGUCCAUCAUCUGGACAAGGAGAGUCCCCCAGGUUGGCAGCGCCCUUGUGCUUCUUCUAAUGAACCUCUGCCUGUGGCACUCCAUCACCGUGACAAUGCCCACUAAUGACCCCGUGUUGGGUGUGAGAUGUCACAGCCCCCUCCCUCUCCAUCACAGCCCUGCCGUCAACACAAACCUCUACCAACACUCCCUCUAGAGCCGUCCGUCACCCUCACUACAACGCCCACCUGGGACUAACAAUAGCCCUGUGUGGCUGACUAUGGCUAUAUCACACUGUAGCUGUGCAGCCCUCAGACACCAUACAACCAUCCUCAAUCCUGUUCUCCUGAGUGGCGCAGUGGUCUAAGGCACUGCAUCGCAGUGCUAACUGUGCCACUAGAGAUCCUGGUUCGAAUCCAGGCUCUGUUGCAGCCGGCUGCGACCGGGAGACUCAUGGACGGCGCACAAUUGGUCUAGGGUAGGGGAGGGAAUGGCCGGCAGGGAUGUAGCUCAGUUGAUAGAGCAUGGUGUUUGCAACGCCAGGGUUGUGGGUUUGAUUCCCACGGCGGUCAGUAUAAAAAAAAAAUGUAUUCACUAACUGUAAGUCGCUCUGGAUAAGAGUGUCUGCUAAAAUGUAAAUGUUAACCACUUAUGCUAUAUAGUAUCAAUCUGAGUUGGACAGAACUGUACUUAAAAUAUAGUCACCCGUGCCUCUUGAAUACCAUUCUCCAUAGUAGGCUAUUUAUACCAAUCAUGUGUAUAGAAUAUCUGUUCAUUGACAGAUAUAAGGUCAAUAUCUGAGGUUGAAUUAUAACCUGUAUAAUUAUAAUACUGUAUAAUCUCUUCUUCUCCCAUGAAAUGGCUGUCAUUGGCUGUAAAUCAUUAUAGAUCUCUAAUUGCUUAUCACAUCUGCAACUUCAAACAAGCAGCCAUCUCCCAGAGUGAGCUUUGAUGUGAGUAGUGUGUGUGUGCGUAUGCAGCCGUUCUGACAGUUGUUGGAGUUUAACUCAAAGGGCAUCUUCCAGCUCUUUUUAUGUCAACACUUUAAGUGUGUUUAAAGAGAUGACAGGAUGAGAUACUGUAGUACACUCUAUAAUACACUCUGUAGUACACUCUGUAGUAAUACUCUGUAGUGUAGUACACUCUGUACUGUUGUACACUCUGUUGUACACUCUGUAAUACACUCUGGACCAGUGUCAUGUCAGUGAUCAAAGCUGUGACAGGUUGGUUUACAGCGUUGUAUUUACAGUUGAUGAUGAUAACAUAGGACUGGAGUAAAAACAGAUGGGGAAAGGCAAAGUGUGAAGCUAAUACAUCUUCUGAGACCAGCUCUGCCCUCCCACUCUUACUGAUCCAUAGUCCUAUCCACAGCCUCUGUGUUACUCCCUCUCCUCCUACACCUUAUCCCUGUGUGUGAGGUUGCUGCUCCAGGAAUCAAUCAUUCCUUUAAUUUCAGUCAGCCUUAUUACUGUUGGGAGCUCAGCAACUCAGCAUCAAAGGCUGUUAUGUGCUCUCCCAUCUCCCAGUUCCUCUCUGCUCUCUUACUUAGGGUUUUAGAAAAUAAUUAAAUAAGAAUUAUGUAGUAUUAUGUAGUAAUCAUCUCUAGUGCAGAUAUUGCAAACAGGCAGUUUUCCGGUCACCUCUGUGGAAGGUGUAUAAUAAUAUGACAGGACAACACCCAAAGGACUCAGUACAUGGCAGAAUACAGUAGUGUAGCAGUCUCUCCAUGAUAAGCCUCUGCACUGCUUUGAUAUAUGACUGAUCUAGGAGCUGGCAUCACAUCACACUCUCUCAUCCACUGUCGCACAGCUAGGGAAAUUGCAAAUCAGUUCUGCGGUUUCGCCAAAUAUGUGUGGAAUAACUUUUAAUAAUUGAGUUUAAUUUAUAUGAUUUGCUCAGAUGAGCAGUUUUCUGGACUGCUACAGUAGGAGUAAAGUAACUAUAACUCUCCUCUGUGUUCUUGUGUUGUAGACCCAACAUGGACGAGGCAGAGAAGUACCAGCAGAGAGUGCAGGCUAUAGCGGUGAGUCUCAGGGCUUUAGUUCCACCUUAUGAAUUUAUUUGAACUUAUGCAUUGAUAAAGACGCACAACAAUGGUCAGAGCAGUGAGACAUUUACUCUGCAUCAAGUCAGUGAUCUGUAAAUAGUUACCCUUUUUUAACCUCACAUUCUGCAGAAGUCAACACAAUUAAAGGCAUUCUAACAUUAGGCAUACAACACACACACAGAGCACAUUGACAUUUACUAUACAUUAUGCUUAUAUGAUGGAUAUUUGCCCCAGCCCUGUACAUGCACACAUAUACAUACACGUCACAUGCCUGCUCUCCCCCAGGUCUGUCCAUGUGUUUGAAUAAUUCAGUUGGGUUGUGCUGCAUGGCGUUUGCUUCAGGGCCACUAUUGACCUCAUCAGCAGGGUUAAACACUACAGGGACCUUGAGCAUUAGGAGACAGUAGAAAUACACACACACACACACACACACACACACACACACACACACACACACACACACAUACACACACACCAUGCCUUCUCUCCAUGCUUUAUCCUGUCUUUCUUUGAUGCAGUGGGGUCUAGCCAACUCCCACAUGUUAUGCCCCAACACAGUUCUUACUGAAUUAGGUUAGACCAAAAUCGUUUAAAUUCUGAUCUAAAUUAGCCCUUCUGUUUAGCAUAAUCUAAUUGCAGUUGCUGUUGAAAGGAGGGAUGUCGGGGAAACUAUUUGACAAUUCCAAAGGGAUAGUAGUGGUGGUUUCCGGUCUCAUGCCUGGAUUGGUGCUAAUGUAUGGGAGUGAGCCGCUCCUCCUUACGGAGCAUGAAUGUGCAGGAUGUGUGAUAUGUGUGUUACUGUCAGACUAGCUCAUGAAGAUGGAGUGCUGGCAUGCCCACGUGCUCCUAGCCUUGCCCCUUCAUCUCCGUUUCUCUGCACUUUGACCUUAAAGAACCAGCUGUUCCACAGGUCAACAGCAGAUAUGACUAAGGGGCUUGUCACUGUAAUCUACUGUCACAGCUUUGUCACUCUCUUUCUCUUCUUCUCCCUUCACCAGGACAAGCGACGUAAGCAGCAGGAGGACGAGAAAGCAAGGAGAGAGAUGGAGGAGGAGUGGCUGAUGCAGGCCCAGCGCAAGGUCUGUCUGGAUCUGUCUGUCUGUGCUUCCCUGUUGUCCUGUUGCCAGGGAGCCACAUGGCUGGCAGCUGGUUCACAUGCCCAGGGUGGAGCCCUCCUGUGUGAUGAUCAACACAAUUAGCUCCAUAACACCACCAGACAACAUCCCCAACACCAUGAGGCGUCCUGAGGCAUACUGUUGAGCUCCACUCUAUUCCUCUAAAACAGUAUUUUCUUCCUUCUUCCUGUUCACCUCUCUUCUGCUCAUAAUCUUACCAUGACCUCUGUAACUGAGAGAAACUGAAAUGAUGAGGUGGUUGUAGAGAAAGAGGGAGGGAGUGAGAGAGAGAGAACUGUGCAUUGUGUUGAUCUUUGUCAGUAACUCUCUCCUCCACUGGGACCACCAGCACUGAUCCCAUUAACUUCUUCACGUCUGAUCAGUGGUGGAGUGACUAGAACCGCUCCAUCAACACAUAACACUCAGGCAGCCGCCCACACAAACAGUCUACUCUACAUUACUGGGUUUGCCUGAGGAUGUGUGCUGUGCUGGUGGCACCAGACAUACACAUGGCAGAGGAAUGAGAGUUGUCUGAAGCCACGGGGCUUCCUUCUUCCUCCUCAGUGUGAAGUGUGAGAACAGUCUCUUGUUCCCACUUGCCCAGCAGUUAUGGCAUUUACAUUUUAAAUUUUUUUGUCAUUUAGCAGACGCUCUUAUCCAGAGCGACUUACAGUUAGUGAAUGCAUACAUGUUUUUUUUGUUGUUGUUUUUUAUACUGGCCCCCCCGUGGGAAACGAACCCACAUCCCUGCCGGCCAAACCCUCCCCUACCUUGGACGAUGCUGGACCAAUUGUGCACCGCCCAUGGGUCUCCCGGUCGCAGGCCGGCUGCGACAGAGCCUGGACUCGAACCAGGAUCUUUAGUGGCACAGCUAGCACUGCGAUGCAGUGCCUUAGACCACUGCGCCACUCGGUAUUCACAGCUCACUUCCCCUCCUGUCUUACAUUAUUAGCUGACCCUGAGCACAGUAAGAGACUAGCCCGCAUGGAGCGGUCACAUAAGUUCCAUCCAAAAGGUUUUUGUCCUGGCAAAUAGUUGUGAACAAGGCCCACUUAGUGUCACCACCACUCCAAUAUACUGUUGUGUCAUUGUCACCACUGUCUGUCUGUUGUUGUGGCUCGGCUUCCUCUCACACUUCCCACGUCAUUGUAUGGCUAAUUGAUGAGGCUUGGAGCCAGGUAGGACUAUGUUCACCCCUCGGCUUGGUGUUGUCAUACCCGAGUUGGAAUGACAGGAGGACCCCUCCUUAAAGUCACUCCUUUACUGUACCUCUGGGCUCUGGAAGGUUUCUACUUCAAAGGUUGAAAGGGAACUCACUGAGUCGCAGCCAAUGCAGGUUGGUCCAUUUACAAACACUCUCAAAAUGUACAUGGUCAGGUUGAUUAUUGUCAGUCUCAAUCAGACCCCUUGUGAUCAAGCCUUCACCCAGGUUCGAGGAUGUGUGGCUCUCUGAGCCCUCCCUGUGAGGGAGCCGGAGUUGGGGGCAAUUUCUCCCUCUCAGACAGACAACACCAGGCUCUUGGCCUCACUCAUCUUGCUGGUGAUCCAAAAUGGCAGCCAGAGCUCUGUACCUAGCGGCUGUUUGUUUUGGUUACUGCAUACUGGAUGACCGUUUCAGUAUUCAUAGAGACAGAAGGCUUUUGUUGUUUUUUGCUUUUUCUGCUAUGGGGAAUUUGGGAGAAUAGGCUUGUUUUGAAAGGAUGAGCUGGCAGGUGGGGGAGCUGCAUGCUGCGAGAUAUGGCUCAGAGCGUAGGCCGUUCCAUGCAUAUGCUAACGGCACAGGACACAGCAGACCCUAGUCAUAGUCACCAACCCUCUCUCUCUCUCCAUCCCUCUCUCUCUCUCCAUCCCUCUCACUCUCUCUCCAUCCCUCUCGCUCACCCUCUCUCUCUCAUCCCUCUCUCUCCCUCUCUCCAUCCCUCUCCCUCUCUCCAUCCGUCUCUCUCGCUCUCUCUCUCUCCAUCCCUCUCUCUCUCUCUCCAUCCCUCUCACUCACUCUCUCUCCAUCCCUCUCCAUCCCUCUCUCUCUCCAUAUCUCUCCUCACAGCGGAAGUCCUUGAGAGACCAGUGGCUGAGUGAGAACCCUCAGCCUGCCCCUGAACGCAGUGCUGAGGACUACACAGAGGAGUGAGACACCCACGGCACACCCACACCCCACACACACACACACACACACACACACACACAAGCUAUCACUACCCAUGCCUGUUGGCUGAGGGAGUUAAUAUGCUCAGAUGUUUAUAUAUCUCUUACAUAAAGCAUUUGAUACGUACCCUCCCCUGAACUGUAGUCAUGUCUCUGCAUGUAUGAAUUGUAUGUGUGAAUGAGUUUGUAUGUUAAUGUGUUGGUUUCAUGUGUCAUGGGGUGUUAAGGUCAUCAUUGUGUGUAUGUAUGUGUAUUAGGUUGCCAACUGAAGAGGAUAUAGUGGAGGUCAUUGAAUCCACAAGCUACACAGUCACCAAUGCCCAGAACCACAGCCAGGCAAGUGGAGAAAGCAGAGAAAUUCUGAGAACCUGAAGUUCAAUAUGAUUUCUAAUAUACUCAAAUCAACUAAAAUAACUCUGUUCCAUAUUAAAUAGCUUAUCAGAUUUUCCCCAAUAUAUACUGAACAAAAAUGUAAACGCAACAUAGAAAGUGAGCAUUUCUCACAGGUGCACCUUGUGCUGGGGACAAGAAAAGGCCACUCUAAAAUGUGCAGUUUUGUCACACAACACAAUGCCACAGAUGCCUCAAGUUUUGAGGGAGCAUACAAUUGGUAUGCUGACUGCAAGAAUGUCCACCAGAGCUGUUGCCGGAUAAUUGAAUGUUCAUUUCAUCAUAAGCCGCCUCCAUCAUCGUUUUAGAGAAUUUGGUAGUACAUUCAACCGGCCUCACAACCGCAGACCACGCGUAACCACGCCAGUCCAGGACCUCCACAUCCGACUCGUCACCUGCAGGAUCGUCUGAGGAGUAUUUGAGGAGUAUUUAUGUCUGUAAUAAAGCCCUUUUGUGAGGAAAAACUAAUUCUGAUUGGCUGGGCCUGGCUCCCCAGUGGGUGGACCUGGCUCCGAAGUGGGUGGGCCCCAUUUGGGAAAUCCAUAGAUUAGGGCCUAAUUACUUUAUUUCAAUUGACGGAUUUCCUUCUAUGAACUGUAACUCAGUAAAAUCUUUUGAAAUUAUUGCAUGUUGUGUUUAUAUUUUUGUUCAGUAUCCUUUUUUUUACCCCAAUGGUCUGUUUAACUCAAUAGUCUCAAUGUUUUAACAUCAAUAACAGUUAAUUCCGUUUGAAUGUAAUAUAAAUAACAUCUACAGCAGUUCAACAGAGAAUUAAUAUUCAGCAGACACCACUCUUCUCUAUAGUAAAGUAUCCACUUGGUCAUACAGUUAUGACCUUUUCAACAGAUUUGUUUUUGCCUCCCUUUGGAAAUCAAACCACAUUAAGUUGCAAGUGCCAAUCCCCUGUUAGUUGGAGUGUAUGUAGUACGCUACCCUAUGGAAAACUCUUAACUCUUUGACAUUUAGUGACAUUAUAGCCCUACACAUUAGGGGAGCCCUAAAGGGUGUCUAUCUAUUGACUGACAGGACAUUGACCCCGUACCAACUGUGAACUCUACAGGAGAACAUACACUGAGUGUACAAAACAUUAGGAACAUCUUCAUCAGAACAUCCUCAAUUCGUCGGGCAUGGACUAAAAGGGGUCAAAAGCAUUCCACCAGUAGCGGUGCGUGGGUAAAAUCCCUGGGGAAGCCAAGCCAGAAAAAUGUCAUAUUAAAACGUAUGUGUUGUGAUAAUUGCGUUGUUUGCUCUAUAAGCUGUUAGUUCAUAUGCCUUGCUUCCGUGAUAUAUAUGUCACAAUAGCUGAUGUGGAUGCGGUGUAGGAGUCAGGCGCAGGACACAGAGGCUCAGUCAAAACGACUUUACUCAGACUGAAUAGAGAACAAAAUCAAACGGCCUCGAAAACACAGGAGGCAAAACGAUUACGCAACACAGUGCGUAAAAAAUACUCGUUCCACAAUAAGAACGUACAGGGACACCAACGGACAGGCGGACAAUCACACACAACUGCAAACAAAACUAAAGGAAACUUAUAGGUGACAUAAUCAAUACAUAAGACGAAACAGGUGCACCAACAAGACAAAACCAAACAAACAUAGAGAACAUCAAGCGGUAGCAGCUAGUACUCCGGGGAUGACGAACGCCGAAGCCUGCCCGAACAAGGAGGAGGAGCAGUCUUGGCGGAAUUCGUGACAGUACCCCCCCUUUGACGCGCGGCUCCAGCCGUGCGCUGACCCCGGCCUCGGGGACGGCCAGGAGGACGUGGAGCAGGGCGCGUAGGAUGACUACGGUGGAACUCAGUCAGGAGGGAUGGAUCUAAAACGUCCCUCCUAGGCACCCAGCACCGUUCCUCCGGACCGUACCCCUCCCACUCCACGAGAUAUUGUAGACCCCCCAUCCGACGUCUCGAAUCCACGAUGGACCGGACUGAGUACGCCGGAGCCCCCUCGAUGUCCAGUGGGGGCGGGGGAGUCUCUCUUAUCUCACUGUCCUGGAGUGGACCAGCUACCACCGGCCUGAGGAGAGACACAUGGAACGAGGGGUUAAUGUGAUAAUCAUUAGGCAGUUGUAACUUGUAGCAUACCUCGUUCAGUCUCCUCGGGACUUUAAAUGGCCCCACAAACCGCCGACCCAGCUUCCGGCAGGGCAGGCGAAGGGGCAGGUUUCGAGUCGAGAGCCAGACUCGAUCUCCAGGUGCGUAUACUGGACCCUCACUGCGGUGGAGAUCGGCGCUCGCCUUCUGCCGACGGAUGGCCCGCUGCAGAUGGACGUGUGCAGCGUUCCACGUCUCCUCCGAGCGCCGAAACCACUCAUCCACCGCAGGAGCCUCGAUCUGGCUCUGAUGCCAUGGUGCCAGAACCGGCUGAUACCCUAACACACACUGGAAAGGGGUCAGGUUAGUAGAGGAGUGGCGAAGAGAGUUCUGAGCCAUCUCUGCCCAGGGGAUAUACCCCGACCACUCCUCCUGCCGGCCCUGGCAAUAUGAUCUCAGAAACCUACCCACAUCCUGGUUCACUCUCUCCACCUGCCCAUUACUCUCAGGGUGGAACCCCAAGGUAAGGCAAACCGAGACCCCCAAACGUUCCAUGAACGCCCUCCAGACUCUAGAGGUGAAUUGGGGACCCCGAUCAGACACUAUAUCCUCGGGAACCCCGUAGUGCCGGAAGACGUGGGUAAACAAAGCCUCAGCAGUCUGUAGGGCAGUAGGGAGACCCGGCAUUGGGAUGAGACGACAGGCCUUAGAGAACCGAUCCACAACGACCAGAAUAGUGGUAUUCCCCUGAGAGGGGGGAAGGUCCGUUACAAAGUCCACCGAGAGGUGAGACCACGGCCGUUGUGGAACGGGCAGGGGUUGUAACUUCCCCCUGGGCAGGUGUCUAGGCGCCUUACACUGUGCGCACACCGAGCAGGAGGAGACAUAAACCCUCACGUCCCUAGCCAAUGUUGGCCACCAGUACUUAACACUAAGGCAGUGCACUGUCCGGCCAAUACCCGGAUGUCCAGAGGAGGGUGACGUAUGAGCCCAAUAAAUUAGACGAUCGUGGACCUCGAGCGGCACGUACGUCCGACCCACUGGACACUCUGGGGGAGUAGGGUCGGUGCGUAACGCCCGCUCAAUUUCCGCAUCGACCUCCCAUACCACCGGUGUCACCAGACAAGACUCCAGCAGUAUGGGAGUGGGCUCAAUGGACCUCUCCUCUGUGUCAUACCGCCUGGACAGGGCGUCUGCCUUACCGUUCUGGGACCCUGGGAUGUAGGUUAUCUUAAACACGAACCGGGUCAGAAACAUGUUCCACCUAGCCUGACGAGGGUUCAAUCUCCUAGCUGCCCGGAUGUACUCCAGGUUACGGUGAUCAGUCAGAAUGAGAAAAGGGUGUUGAGCCCCCUCAAGCCAAUGCCUCCACACCUUUAGAGCUUGAACCACGGCUAACAGCUCCCUGUCCCCUACGUCAUAAUUCCGUUCCGCCGGGCUGAGCUUCUUAGAAUAAAAAGCGCAGGGACGGAGCUUAGGAGGCGUGCCUGAGCGUUGCGACAGCACUGCCCCAAUACCGGCCUCUGACGCGUCCACCUCUACCUGGAACGGUAAAGCGGGGUCCGGAUGCGCCAGCACCGGAGCCGAAGUGAACAGGUCCUUCAGUUUACCAAACGCCCUGUCCGCUUCAGCCAACCACUGCAAACGCACCGGGCCCCCCUUCAACAGGGAAGUGAUGGGAGCUGCUACCUGUCCAAAACCCCGGAUAAACCUCCGGUAGUAAUUAGCAAAACCCCAAAACCGCUGCACCUCUUUAACGGUGGUUGGAGUCUGCCAAUUAUGCACGGCUGACACACGGUCAACCUCCAUCUUCACCCCUGACGCGGACAACCGAUGACCCAAGAAGGAGAUGGACUCCUGGAAAAACAGAAAUUUCUCUGCCUUGACGUACAAGUCAUGCUCCAACAGCCUACCCAACACUCGGCGCACCAGGGCUACAUGCUCGGCUCGUGUAGAAGAGUACACUAAGAUGUCGUCAAUGUACACUACCACACCCUGCCCAUGCAGGUCCUGGAAGAUCUCGUCCACAAAGGAUUGGAAGACCGAAGGAGCAUUCAUUAACCCGUAUGGCAUGACGAGAUACUCAUAAUGACCCGAGGUGGUACUAAAUGCUGUCUUCCAUUCAUCUCCCUCCCUAAUGCGCACCAAGUUGUAGGCGCUCCUGAGGUCCAGUUUUGUGAAGAAACGCGCUCCGCGUAAUGAUUCAGUCAUAGUCGCAAUCAGAGGAAGAGGGUAACUGUAUUUAACAGUGAUCUGAUUGAGACUACGGUAAUCAAUACACGGGCGCAACCCUCCAUCCUUCAAAAGACUUUAGUAAUGCACACUCAAAACACGAUCCAACAGCCCGGAGGCGAGAAAAUGCGCACACAGGCGUAAACAAAAGGGCGCACUAAACAUGUGCGAAAAAUACUCUCCUACACAAAGGAGGCAAGCUACAAUAGCGCACUGUAAAUAGUAGCGCACCAACACGACAGCGAAAACAAUCACACACAACACCUGACAAACACAACGAGAACUUAUAGGACACUAAUGACGCUAAACGACAACAGGUGUACAUAAUCCAGACAAAACCAAACGAACAUAGAAACAUACAACGGUGGCAGCUAGUAUUCCGGAGACGAUGAACGCCGAAGCCUGCCCGAGCAAGGAAGAGAGGCAGCCUCGGCCGAAACCGUGACAGCAACACAGUGCGUAAAAUACUCGUUCCACAAUAAGAACGUACAGGGACACCAACGGACAGGCGGACAAUCACACACAACUGCAAACAAAACUAAAGGAAACUUAUAGGUGACAUAAUCAAUACAUAAGACGAAACAGGUGCACCAACAAGACAAAACCAAACAAACAUAGAGAACAUCAAGCGGUAGCAGCUAGUACUCCGGGGACGACGAACGCCGAAGCCUGCCCGAACAAGGAGGAGGAGCAGUCUCGGCGGAAUUCGUGACAAUAUAUGCCUAAGGCCGAGACAAUAAGAAGACACAGUGGCAGAAUAAAUUAAAUCACACCUUUGUUUCAUCACAAAACCGGAGAGCAACAUCUGUCCGGUGGAGUCCACAAAGCAUAUUGCAUGUAACAAACAGUUACAUGACUUACAGCAUGGUCAAGCAAGUUAAUGUUUCCGACAUUUUCGGACUACUAAACAACUGUUGAUUUAGAACACCGGAGUGUUACUGCAAGUCGCAAAUAAAACAGGAGCUGCCUCCACUAUUCCAGUACCAUUUCAACUUCAACAUUUCAACAUCAAAUCACCUAUGCUUAGUCUAAUACAGUAACAACUAAAAGAUACCAAAAACAAUUUAGUUCAAUCAACGUACGCUAAACAUGAUGUGGCUGCCCAUGGUACUGAUGUGUGUGUGUGUGUGUGUGCAUAAGUGGAAAAAAAACAUGUUGACUCGCCCUACUUGUAGAGAAACGCAAUUCUCCUCUCUUUCAUGUUGCAGAAACAGUCUACGACUUGUCAUACAGUACACACUUUUAGUUUUUGUUGUCCUAGGCUACCUGGCUAAAAUGUUUGCUCGCUAGCCAACUUCCUUUCAUAGGCAAUGAUGUGCCAGCUAGUUAACGUUAGUCUACUACAGUGCCUUGCAAAAGUAUUCAUCCCCCUUGGCGUUUUUGCUAUUAUGUUGCAUUACAACCUGUAAUUUAAAUUGAUUUUUAUUUGGAUUUCAUGUAAUGGACAUACACAAAAUAGUCAAAAUGUGUAGGGUGAAAUGAAAAAAAUAACUUGUUUCAAAAAAGUCUAAAACAUUAAUAACGGAAAAGUGCAACCUAUUACCUUUAGAAGUCACAUAAUUAGUUAAAUAAAGUCCACCUGUGUGCAAUCUAAGUGUCACAUGAUCUCAGUAUAUAUACACCUGUUCUGAAAAGCCCCAGAGUCUGCAACACCACUAAGCAAGGGGCACCACCAAGCAAGCGGCACCGUGAAGACCAAGGAGCUCUCCAAACAGGUCAGGGACAAAGUUGUGGAGAAGGACAGAUCAGUGUUGGGUUAUAAAAAAAUAUCCGGAACUUUGAACAUCCCACGGAGCACCAUUAAAUCCAUUAUAAAAAAAUGGAAAGAAUAUGGCAUCACAACAAACCUGCCAAGAGAGGGCCGCCCACCAAAACUCAUGGACCAGGCAAGGAGGGCAUUAAUCAGAGAGGCAACAAAGAGACCAAAGAUAACCCUGAAGGAGCUGCAAAGCUCCACAGCGGAGAUUGGAGUAUCUGUCCAUAGGACCACUUUAAGCCGUAUACUCCACAGACCUGGGCUUUACGGAAGAGUGGUCAGAAAAAAGCCAUUGCUUAAAGAAAAAAAUAAGCAAACAAGGCAUGUGGUAGACUCCCCAAACAUAUGGAAGAAGGUACUCUGGUCAGAUGAGACUAAAAUUGGUGGUGGCAGCAUCAUGCUGUGGGGAUGUUUUUCAUCGGCAGGGACUGGAAAACUGGUCGGAAUUGAAGGAAUGAUGGAUGGCGCUAAAUACAGGGAAAUUCUUGAGGGAAACCUAUUUCAGUCUUCCAGAGAUUUAAGACUGGGACAGAGGUUCACCUUCCAGCAGGACAAUGACCCUAAGCAUACUGCUAAAGCAACACUUGAGUGGUUUAAGGGGAAACAUUUAAAUGUCUUGGAAUGGCCUAGCCCAGACUACAAUCCAAUUGAGAAUCUGUGGUAUGAUUUAAAGAUUGCUGUACACCAGCGGAACCCAUCCAACUUGAAGGAGUUGGAGCAGUUUUGCCUUGAAGAAUGGGCAAAAAUCCCAGUGGCUAGAUGUGCCAAGCUUAUAGAGACAUACCCCAAUAGACUUGCAGCUGUAAUUGCUGCAAAAGGUGGCUCUACAGUGUAUUGACUUGGGGGGGUGAAUAGUUAUGCACGCUCAAGUUUUCUGUUUUUUUAAUUUUUUUCUGUAGCUCAGCUGGUAGAGCACGGCGCUUGUAACGCCAAGGUAGUGGGUUCGAUCCCCGGGACCACCCAUACACACAAAAAAAUGUAUGCACGCAUGACUGUAAGUCGCUUUGGAUAAAAGCGUCUGCUAAAUGGCAUAUUAUUUGUCUUAUUUCUUGUUUGUUUCACAAUAAAAAAAUAUUUUGCAUCUUCAAAGUGGUAGGCAUGUUGUGUAAAUCAAAUGAUACAAACCCCAAAAAAAUCCAUUUAAAUUCCAGGUUGUAAGGCAACAAAAUAGGAAAAAUGCCAAGGGGGGUGAAUACUUUCCCAAGCCGCUGUACAUCUAGCUACAUAUUGAACUUCCAUCCUUUCAGGCCAGAGGCACAAUGUAUGAAUUUAUGGUUGGAUCAAAAUUGCCGUUAUAAUCAUUGUCCAGUAUGGAGAAUUAAGUAAAACCACAUGUCCAAAUCCCUAUCUCCAUUCAUGGCUUAUUUAGAAAAGGUGACAUCAAUAAGGGAUCAUAGCUUUCACCUGGAUUCACCUAGUCAGUCUGUCAUGGAAAAAGCAGGUGUUCCUAAUGUUUUGUACACUUAGUGUAUAUAAUAUAUUGGUCCAUUACGUGAACUUUUACAUUCAGGUUCAUGUAUGGUCCAUAUUUAGCUCACACUUGGUAAGGACAGUCAGUGUGGUAUUCAUCUCUAACGCUUCUCUAAUGAUUACUGUGACAUAUUUAUGGCAGUGCGCCGGGCCUGGGAGAGAUCAGGGAUGAAGAGUAAAGUGUUUGGGGGAGACAGUGACUGUAGGACCGAUUGGACCUGGGGUUCCACUUAAAAUGGUCUCCUCUGUUUCCCCAUAGGCUGACAUUGAAGAGGGUGGGAUACAAGGUAAGCUUCACCUACAUGGUCCUUUAUCCCUAGGCCUGGAUAUCUCUUUCAUUCUCACUUUCUCUUAGAUCAUCCUGCAUGUGACUGUUCUUUCAUCUCUUUCUGACUGACACUAAUGUAAUCAGUGUGACAGAAUGAAGCCACAGCUGUGAUUGUUUUAUCAUUUGUAUGAUAUAACUCAAACGCAUGAUUGUCGCACAGCAUAUUAGCCUUUGUAUAUGGAAAGAUGCAGUACAAUGGUUUUGUAUUAGCUCACUGUAUCUUUAUCCUUUAGACAUCAUCAAAGCUGCUGGGAGUCAGAUCCCUGGGCCAAUAAUGGAGAGGGUUCUCCGUGAGAAUGGACUGGAACGUCGAUCAGGUACUGUAUGGGGAGGAUUCCACCACAGAAAUGUGAUAGUGCUCAUCAUCAUCAUCCACACCAUUGAUUUGGGACAGGCCCAGUCAUAGUGAAAAUCUAUACAUACCUUCGCUAUGAGGGAAACCAUAUUUCUCUCCAUAUUUUUCUCAAUAUGUGUGUAUUUACUGAGUGGAGGGACCUUGACUUCCUGUUCCUGUGGCUGGGUUUUGCCUCCAGGGUAAGGCUUAACGAUGUGGCUGGCUGGGGUGAAGGGCUGGAGCAGAAUGCAGGCGAUAGUUAUAUUUAGCCCACUUUGUUUCUUUUGGUACAUUUCUGAUGCAUGCUGGGGGCUAUGGAGAGUGGAAAGUGUACUGGGUUGUACACUGUGAGGCUGCACAUUGACCCUGUGUUGUUUACUCAUGUUGUGCAGGCUGACAUUAGCAAAGAGGGCUCUGACAUAUGCCACAAAAAUGUGCCUCCUCGCCCUUCACCUUCUGGUAAUGUAGGCCUUGCUUUAGGGGAAAGGCUAUAUUGAUAGUAUUUGAGUAGUGGUAUGGGGAGAAUAUAACAUUAAUAUUUUAUGUUUAUGUAGCCCAGGUAAUCCAUGCUCUGACCAUGAUUCCAAAUAUAGUGACUUGACUGUUAUAUUGCCCUGGAUAAUUUCUCCCUCCUCUGUGUUGCAGUGCUGGGGAUGGUUGCGGUGCAGGUGGAGAGGGAUUCAAAGACAGGGGUCACCAAGGUCAGGUCUGUGGUGCCCAUGUCUGGAGCACCCGGGGCCUUGGGGGAGACAGUGUUCAAUGACAGCAGGAAGAGCGUCCACCACGUCGGCGGGGAAGAGGGGCAGCCUUCUGUUGAGGAGCUGGGACAGAUCCUCAGUGUCAUCAACGAUGUUGGGAUGCAAGUUCUGCUGGAUGAGGUCCCAGUUGUACCACAACAGAAGGCAGAGGAGGAGAUAAAGGUUGGUGGUGGGAUGGAAGAGGAAGUGGACAAUGUGGAGGACCCUGCCACACCAACAACCCUGGGCUACAAAGAGGAAGAGGAUGAGGUUGUGGGGCAUGGGGAUGAUGAGAUGGAUGAGGAGAUAGGAGUAGGUCAGAUAGACCUUGUCGAGGACGCUGUCACACUGACCUUCCUGGGCUACACUGAGGUAAAGGCAGAGAGCGAGGGUCUGGGCCAUGAGGAUGAUCGAGAGUUGGUGAAGGUGGAGCGGGUGAUCAUUUCUGACGCGGGUGAGGAGGAGAUUGUUCUUCAGUCUCCGGUUCUUGGGUCUGAGACUGAACCCUUCCUGGGCUACACUGAGCAAGAGGUUGAGGCUGUGGGGCAUGAGGAUGAUGAGGAGGACAUGAGUGGAUUGGUGGACUUUGUGGAAGGCUCUGUCCCACCUGCCAUCCUGGGCUACACUCAGGAAGAGGUUGAGGAUCUGGGACAUGAGGAUGAUCCCCCCAGACCAACCCCACGCUACAGAGCAGAGGAAACAGGAAAGAGGGCAUUCAAACACAAGACCAAGUGCUGCUCUAUCAUGUGAUGCUGCACACACUGGCGAAAAAAUUACACAGUAUCUCUCUCUCUCUCUCUC